AUGUGCCGUCUAGUCACCCGCGUUGCCUCGUGCUGGCUCUGUAAUUCGACACUCGAACCUUUUGGCCGAUUCUUCCCUUGCGGUAACGUUAUCACUGCAGGGAAAAAGGGCUGCGACAUUUUGGAGCAGCAGGAAAACGUCGGCCCCGGGGAUUUGCUAUGUCAUGAGUGCCUUAAGAUUACUGAUGGAAUAAACAAGCUCAACGACAACCAGGCUCUCCCUGAGUCCCCCAAGAUGGGUGGAAGACGAACAGGGUAA
Fusarium tjaetaba is the source of this 258-nucleotide messenger RNA. RefSeq lists its product as uncharacterized. The coding region runs from base 1 to 258 and encodes 85 amino acids. The transcript is spliced from 2 exons. Lineage: Eukaryota; Fungi; Ascomycota; Sordariomycetes; Hypocreales; Nectriaceae. The record is from RefSeq and is a predicted model, not a curated record.